Molecule: messenger RNA, 1594 nt
Organism: Cynara cardunculus var. scolymus (artichoke)
Lineage: Eukaryota; Viridiplantae; Streptophyta; Magnoliopsida; Asterales; Asteraceae
Product: bifunctional riboflavin kinase/FMN phosphatase
Exons: 11
Coding region: 226-1386 (386 amino acids)
Biological process (GO): FMN biosynthetic process; riboflavin biosynthetic process
Molecular function (GO): riboflavin kinase activity
Source: RefSeq, a predicted model, not a curated record
CAGUCGAAUUAAAGCACGCACACAAUUCACCGUCCUCAUCGGCUCAUCGCCGCCGCCACCGUUGCCAAUCUUUAUUUUACUACAAUCGUCAUAGCCGACACUUAUGCAGCAGAAUUGUGUUGUUCAUAGUUCCUUCUUGUCGAUUUGCGUAGUAGUUUCAGUUCGGCGAAGUUUGUGAAUGCAAGCCUAAAAUCUUCUGCAAGAGUUUUGGUCCUGACAAAGUGGAUGAUGAAUUCUGUAAGGAAACUGGUUUCAUGUGUGAUCCUCGACUUGGAUGGAACACUUGUAAAUACAGAUGGCAUCGUGUGUGAAGUUUUGAAAGCUUACUUGGUUAAGUAUGAGAAGAAAUGGGAUGGGAGAGAGGCUCAUAAGAUUAUUGGGAAAACACCUAUAGAAGCGGCAGCUGCUAUUGUGGAGGAUUAUGGACUUCCUCUGUCUAAAGAAGACUUACUAUCAGAAAUUUCCCCAAUGUUCUCUGAUCAAUGGUGCAAACUUAAAGCACUACCUGGUGCCUAUCGUUUGAUUACACAUUUGAGAGGCCAUGGAGUGCAAAUGGCAUUGGCUUCUAACUCUCCAAGAGCUAGCAUUGAAACAAAGAUAAGCUAUCAUCCUACUUGGAAAGAAUCCUUCUCAGCCAUUAUUGCUGGUGAUGAAGUAAAAUCUGGAAAGCCAUCUCCUGAAAUAUUCCUGGAAGCAGCUAAAAGGCUAAGCAUUGAUCCUUCCAAAUGUCUCGUCAUCGAAGAUUCACUACCAGGUAUUACCGCUGCUAAAGCUGCUGAAAUGGAAGUGGUUGCUGUACCAUCUCAACCAAAGCAGUCCCAUCUUUACACUGCAGCCGACGAGGUGAUCAAUUCACUUCUUGACCUACGACCGGAAAAUUGGGGUCUCCCUCCAUUUGAAGAUUGGAUAGAUAGUACUUUACCCUUAGAACCUUGGCAUAUUGGUGGCCCCGUUAUCAAAGGUUAUGGUCGUGGCUCGAAGGUGCUUGGAAUCCCAACAGCUAAUUUAUCGGUGGAAGGGUAUGCAACCGUUCUUGCGGAACAUCCUGCUGGUGUAUAUUUUGGUUGGGCUAAAUUAUCAAACCGGGGUGUUUACAAGAUGGUUAUGAGCCUAGGUUGGAACCCGUAUUUCAAUAACACCGAGAAGACCAUAGAGCCAUGGUUGCUUCAUGAUUUCAAUGGGGAUUUCUACGGCGAGGAAUUACAUCUUAUCAUCGUUGGCUAUAUCCGACCCGAGGCAAACUUCCCUUCGCUUGAGAGCCUUGUUGCAAAGAUACACGAAGAUGGUAAAAUAGCCGAGAAUGCACUUGAGCUUCCUUCGUACGCUAAGUAUAAAGACGAGAAAUAUUUCACAAGCAUUGCGAUUGGUGAAGAUGGUCAUUUGUGACGUUGAUUUAAUAGCGUUCGGAAACUGGCUGAACAAAAAACUAUCGAUAAAUAUACCUAUUUGAGAUUUGAUACUGGUUUUUUUUAUCAAUUUCAAAAAAUAAAGGUAAUUGAAACUAUUCUAAUGAGUUUAAAUGGAUUGCAAGUUUGUAUAGGUUUAUAUAUGUUUUCCAAGAAAAGAGUGAUGAGAUAUAUUAUGAUUCUUGUGA